GAUGUGACAUCACUCGCACUCGCUCGACUUGAAACCAGAAGCGAGGUUCAGGGUUUGGGGAACAAGACCAGGAAGCUGCGGCAACUGAUAAGACAGAAAACAUAUGAAGCAUAAAAUAAGACAACGUUGAGAACUUACUUCUCUCUUAGAGUCGUGUUGAGAAUUGGACUUAAGCUUCGAUCAGGCAUCUUGAGAUCUGCCGGUCGGUCCCCUCUAGGACUGUGCUGUGUGGUCGUGGCAGGAACACGCCCUAACUCCUGGAUAUGGCAGGUCUCCGUGGUGUCAAGAUCCUGCUGCUCUGGGCUGGAAUCAUUGGUUUGGCCAAAUGUCAAGAACCCACUGUAACAACCACUGCUCCCAACGCCUCACCCAUAAGCAGCAACAGUAACACCACUUCGCCCCUGACCUCACCUGAAGUCCCCCGGCUCCACACCACACGAGGUCAAGAACCCAAUGCACCAGGUCAAGAACCCACUGUAACAACCACUGCUCCCAACGCCUCACCCAUAAGCAGCAACAGUAACACCACUUCGCCCCUGACCUCACCUGAAGUCCCCCAGCUCCACACCACACGAGUGCAACGUUCUACAGCUCCCACGCUACAGUGUACUUACACUGUAAAACCCAUCAAGUUUGGCCUCCAGAUUAACAUCACAAGCUCGGCAGUUAUCCAUGUUAAUGCCACCAUAAUGAUUAAUGAACAAGGGAAACCACUGACUAAAGCAAUAUCCUUGGCUCCUCAUUCCAAUCAAAGUUCAUCCCAUGAAAUCAAACAGCUGAAGCCCUGCACUAAAUAUGAGCUUGAUGUGACACUUGCUUCCGAUAAACACCAACCAACGCCCUGCAUUACUGUAAAUGAUACCGUGACAGAUCCAAUAAGUGAAGAGGACAUUAAAGAUUUCAAUUGCAACUCUACCAGCAGCAAAUUCGUGUGUUACCGAACUGGAUGGGACAUCAGCUCUUUACAAACAGAUAGGAUCCCAGCUCAGCCAUGUGACAACAACACCGUCUGUUUCAAACCUGGUUCUGAUGACAUUUGCUCUAAUAUGACUUUGACCUUCUCAUCCUGCAACAACAACUUUCAGUUCAACAGAAGCAUCCCCCUCGGUUUUUUAGAUGUCAAAAGCAUAAACCAAACUGCUCCAACACAAUUUCCUGCAGAAUUUAAAGCAGAAUUACCUCCAAACUGCAAACUCUCCAUUGAUUACACCUGUCGUGUGUCCUAUCAUCCUGGCGAGCCACGAGUCAAUAAGGCUAAGAAACCGUCUGAGCUGGAGCCUUUCACGGACUACAGCUGUAUCGGUCACAUCAAGGACAACAAUGUCAACGUAUACAACACAACUCAAGUUAACGUCUGGAUCGACUGUGAUCUCAAAAUAAACAUCACAAAUACAAGCACCACCAACACAUCCUCUCAGCUGACUUGGAACACAACCAGUAACAGAUGUAAAAACGUGAUUCAGAAUCUUACGAAGCUUUCGUACAGCUGCAGCUGUGUAGAUCGACAGGGAUAUGUAUGGGGUUCCAAACAGCCUUCAGGAGGAACCUGCAACAUUCCUCAUCUGCAGCCAUACACGGACUACACCUGCAAGGUCCAAGCCUACUACAACAACAACUACAACUACAACCAUGAUAGGCCCACUACAGUUCAACAGAAAACUAAGAUUGGAGUACCAGGGGAUAUAGAUCGACUGAUCCUGGAGGUUAAAGACCAUAAUACGAUCAUUGUGACCUGCCAAUAUUCGAAACGCUUCAAUGGACCUGACAGAAUAUUCAGAGCACAACUUCAUUAUGGUAGUAGCUCUCUGAAAAACAUUAGCGGGGGCAAAUGUAAAUUUGAAUUCGACAACCUGAAGUACUCUACGACCUACGAACUGAAGGUGAUUGCUGCCAACAGUCGGUUUGAGAGCAAGCCCAUCACAAAGCAAAUUUCUACUGAAUAUAAUGACAAAGCUGUCAUUGGUUUUCUCGUCUUCCUCAUCAUCCUCACGUCUGUGGCUCUGCUGCUGGUCGUCUACAAGAUCUUGGACUUGAGGCGCAGGAAGUCCCAUGACCUGAGUGAGAACAUGAUACUCAUUUCAACAGCAAAUGAUGAGGAGAACCUGCUGCCCGUCGAGCCCAUUGCAGCAGAGUUGCUGCUGGAAGCCUACAAGAGGAAACUGGCUGAUGAAGCGAGACUCUUCCUGGCUGAGUUUCAGAGCAUCCCCAGAAUUUUCUCCAGGCACUCGGUGAAAGACGCCAAAAAGUCCACCAAUGUCCCCAAGAACCGCUACGUCGACAUCUUACCCUAUGAUUAUAACCGUGUCCAGCUGACCACAGGAAAUGGCGAGGCAGGAUGUGACUACAUCAACGCCAGCUUCAUUGAUGGGUACAAGGAAGCCAAAAAGUACAUUGCAGCUCAAGGGCCCAAGGAUGAGACUUUGGGUGACUUCUGGAGGAUGGUCUGGGAGCAGCAGUCAUCUAUUAUCGUCAUGGUAACCCGCUGUGAAGAGGGAAACCGGGUCAAGUGUUCGCAGUACUGGCCGUCUCCAGAUCGGGAGGCCGAGAUCUUUGAGGAGUUUAUAGUGAAGCUGAACUCAGAGGAGACCUGUCCGGAUUACACCAUCCGUCACCUCAGCCUGACUAACAAGAGAGAGAAGAACUCAGAAAGGGAGGUGACUCACAUCCAGUUCAUGAGCUGGCCUGACCACGGCGUCCCAACGGAGCCACACCUCCUCCUGAAACUGAGGCGGCGCGUCAACGCUUUCAAGAAUUUCUUCAGCGGCCCCAUCAUCGUCCACUGCAGUGCUGGAGUGGGUAGAACAGGGACUUAUAUCGGCAUUGAUGCCAUGAUGGAGGCUCUGGAGGCGGAGGGCAGAGUGGACAUCUACGGUUACAUGGUCAGACUCCGCAGACAGAGAUGCCUCAUGGUUCAAGUGGAGGCCCAGUACAUCCUGAUUCAUCAGGCUCUGGUGGAGCACAACCAGUAUGGAGAGACUGAGAUCCCUCUGUCCGAGGUCCACAGCACACUGAGCACACUCACAGAGAAAACCUCUGAAAGUGAAGCCACCCUGAUGGAGGAGGAGUUUGACAGAGUCCCCCUAUUUCAUAAAUGGAGGACGUUCAAUGCAGGGGUCACUGAGGAGAACAGGGAGAAGAACCGCCCUUUGUCUGUCAUCCCAUAUGACUACAACCGAGUGCUGCUGAAGAUCGACGAAGGACGCAGUCAUGAUAGUGACCCUGAAGAUGAAGAGGAGGAGUCAUCAGAUGAAGAGGAUGAGGAAUCCUGUAGAUACAUCAAUGCCACCCACAUUAAUGGAUACUGGGGCCCACGUGCCCUCAUCGCAGCUCAGACUCCACUGCCGGACACCAUGGCUGACUUCUGGUUGAUGGUUUACCAGAAGAGAGUGUCCACUCUUGUCAUGCUCUCAGAGGAGAAUAAGGAGUCGGACACUGUGUACUGGGAUAAGGACAAGAGGACAUUUGGGGACUUGGAGGUGGAGGUGGUGAGCACAGACACCACCCCGAAUUUCAUCAGACGCAAUCUGAUGAUCCGCCACGACAAGAGGACAGAGAGUCGCUCGGUGAAACAGUUCCAGUUCCUGAAGUGGGCGAACAGGGAGCUGCCGGAGACGCCUCAGUGCCUCGCAGACAUGAUGAAGGAGAUCAAGAGUGGCGGUGGAGGCAGCAAAUCACAGACGGCCGUGGUCCACUGCAAUGACGGCUCGUCCCGCAGCGGGAUCUUCUGCGCCCUGUGGAAUCUGCUGGACUGCGCUCAGACCGAGAAAGUGUUGGAUGUUUUCCAGGUGGUCAAAACUUUACGGAAGGAGAGACAGAACAUGAUCUCCAGUCUGGAGCAGUACCAGUUCCUGUAUGACACAAUGCAGAUGGUCUUCCCUGUCCAGAAUGGGGAAGUGAAAGCGGUGCAGGCCUCAGCAGCUGACUCCAUCCAGAUUAUCAGUGAAACCGCAGCAGCCAAGCAGCCAGACAGCGCUGCCAGCAGCCAGCAGCAGGAGGCGGCAGAGAGCACUCACCUGGUGGCUGAGGAAGACAACGAAGAGGAGCCUGGUAAAGAGUCCUCGCUGAUGGAGGACACCAGCACUGUCCCUCUGGAGGUCUGAGGAGCGGUGGCACACGUGGCUGAGCCUUUUCCUGAGGAGAUUUGUGCUGCAGCGCAAUGCUUUCUUUUCAGUUUCUUCAUGAAUGUAUAGAAACUGUUAAACUCAAUGUGGUUCAGGUUCUGACGUGUUAAAGAAUUUGAUCAAAUGUUUUACUUUUGAUUUCCAAAGAGAGGAAAAUAUAAUGUUAGAGUAAGUUAUAAAUAUUUUAGUAGCUAAUGUGUAAGGGUGCAAAUGUGUGCAAAGGUUAUGAAUAGUGCUGUCGUCAAACUCAAACGGACUUUGGAUUUACUGUAUAUUGAUACAAGAAUUCAAAUUUUAAAUAUGCAAUACAUUGUUUUAUAUCCCUCUAUAACAUGCAUUUUCAGUUGAGAGGGUUAGUUUAUGUUUUGGUUUUCUUGCUAAAUAAACAGAUGCUAUGUUUUCUUCAUUUAUACAGAUAUAUAUUUGAUAUAUCUAAAUAAUUAAGUUUAAAAUUUGUAAUGUAACACAGUGAUAUUUGAUUAAAAGAUACUUACAAUAA
Hippoglossus stenolepis (Pacific halibut) is the source of this 4620-nucleotide messenger RNA. It is a transcript of the gene ptprc, whose product is annotated as protein tyrosine phosphatase receptor type C. Gene Ontology annotation, molecular function: protein binding; protein tyrosine phosphatase activity. The record is from RefSeq and is a predicted model, not a curated record. Gene Ontology annotation, biological process: positive regulation of peptidyl-tyrosine phosphorylation; protein dephosphorylation; negative regulation of protein kinase activity. The coding region runs from base 264 to 4100 and encodes 1278 amino acids. The transcript has 33 exons. NCBI's taxonomy places the organism in Eukaryota, Metazoa, Chordata, Actinopteri, Pleuronectiformes, Pleuronectidae.